AUGCUCUCACGUGUUGCUGCAGUCAAGGCACCCCGCACACACAACCGUUGCGGCGUGAGCGGAUCCAGCGGCAGGAGGAGGGAAGGAAGAGAGAGUGAGCCGCAAAUGCCCAGCAUGUCCCGGCGUGUGUUUGCUUCCGCGGUGCUUCCGCUCUUUCUCUUCGUGAUGAUGUGCUGCGGCACUGGUGGAGCCGCAGCCAAUAAUAGGGGGGCUUCAGGUCAGGAAUCUUCACCGGGAAAUUGUAUUGAUUGGAGGGAUAUUAAAACAGGAGAAAAAGUGGGUGCGCUCCAUGCUCCCAGUCUUGUUGAGGUGAAUGGUGAUGUGUUUGCCGUUGCCGAGGCGCAGUGCACGAAGGAUGAAGGAUGUAUUUUUACUGGAAUUGCCUCGGAGCUCCUGGAAUUGAGUGAUAAAACGAAAAAAAAGGAGUUGGAUGAGAGCAAAUUGAAGACACAAGUACUGGAUGAAUGCUCUUCUUCGGAAGAAGGUCAAUGCCCCUCACAACCAGUGAAACAGGACGGUUCCCAAAGAGUGAUGAACAUACAUGUGGGCCGGCCAACAACAAUUGUGACGACAAGUCAGAUUUACAUGCUUGCUGGAAACUACAGCCGUACAGCUGCCGCUGGCACUCAGAAGAGUAAAGCACAUGAAUGGGGACUCUUGCUGGUGAGAGGGAACGUCAGUGAAGAACAGGGCAAAAAAAUAAACUGGAAUGAUACUUACCGUUUUCUCUGGACUGAUUUGAAAAAACAACACGAAUCUUGGUCAGGACUGAUUGGCGGCGGUGGAUCGGGUAUUAGGAUGGAGGACGGUACGUUUUUGUUCCCAGUGGAAGGCACGAAUGAAAAGAAUGGAACGACCGUUUCGCUGAUUAUAUACUUUUCGGCCAAUGAGGGUUGGACGCUGUCGAAGGGGAUGUCUGACGGUGGCUGCAGUGAUCCCUCCGUCGUGGAGCGGGAAAAGGGAAAACUCAUGAUGAUGACUGCGUGUGAUGGCCGCCGCAGGGUGUACGAGUCCGCUGACAAGGGGGAAUCGUGGACGGAGGCACUCGGGACACUCUCGCGCGUGUGGGGCAACAAACAUAAGCUACAUGAGAGGGGCGUUAGAAGCGGGUUCAUCACAGCGAGGAUUGACGGUGUUGUUGAUAAUAGAAAUGUGAUGCUCGUUACUCUGCCGGUGUAUCCCAAGGAGGACAGUAAAAAAGAAACGGACAAUAGAAAAGGAAAACUCCAUCUUUGGCUGACGGACAAUACGCACAUUGUUGAUAUUGGGCCGGUGUCCGAUGAUGACGCUGCCGCCAGCUCCCUGUUGUACAGAAGUGGUGAAAGUGAAACUAACAAGAAGGAGGAGUUGAUUGCACUGUACGAGAAGGAGAAGAGCGAUGAAGGAAAACCAUCACCCGGUAUGGUCUCUGUGCUUCUGACUGCGCAGCUGCAGCGUGUGAAGGAUGUGCUGGCGACGUGGAAGGAAGUGGACGACCGUGUCUCCAAGCUGUGCCCUUCUGAGAGCGCUGUGCAGGCUCCCUCAACUGACAGUGCCUGCAGCGAUGUUAAGAUCACGGAUGGGCUGGUUGGCUUUUUGUCCGGCAACUUCUCUGGUAGCACAUGGAGGGACGAGUACCUCGGGGUGAACGCCAAAGUAAAGAAUAAAGAUGGGGCAACCGAGGAUGCAGGGGCUGCGAGGACAACAAAAACUUCCGAUGGUGUGAAUUUCACGGGAGCGUGGGCGGAGUGGCCUGUUGGCAGUCAGGGGGAGAAUCAGCUGUACCACUUUGCGAACUACAACUUCACUCUUGUGGCAACGGUGUCCAUCGACGGUGAGCCAAAGGAGGGUUCUCCCAUUACCUUGAUGGACGCGAAGAAAGUUGACGAUAAUAAUCCCGUACUUUUUGGACUGUCAUACGACAAAGAAAAGAAGUGGAUAUUACUGUGUAGUGACGGGCCGAUCAAGGAGCACAGCAGUGCUUGGGAGAAGGAUACAGCACACCACGUGGUGAUUUUGCUACGGAACGGCACUCAGGGCUCCGCGUACGUCGAUGGUCAGCCUGUGGGUGGGGAUGUGCCCUGUGAAUUGAAAGUCACGGAAUCGAACGAGAUCUCCCACUUCUACAUUGGAGGGGGCGAACGCAAUGCAGGCGACGCAGGGAGCGAAGAAGGCUUGUCAGUGACUGUGACGAACGUCCUGCUGUACAACCGCCCGUUGAGUACUGCGGAGAUUGGCGCCUUCAACCCGAAUAAAGUCCUCAUUCCACCUGUGGUGCCUGACAAUGCCCAGGGAACCCAGUCGCAGUCGUCUUCUGGCGGGAAAUCGCCGUCGGGGCAUAAAUUGUUGAAUGAAAAUGAGGGUGCGGUCGGUGGCAGCACGUCCCCAUCAACACCGUCCACUAUAACGAAUUCAGAAAAAGAGCAAUCCGUAAUUCAGCUGCCUUUAGGAAUAUCCUCCGGUGGAAAAAAAAAUGUGGAUGUCGCUUCUCCAUCCGAUGGUGAUCCAAGGGUGGGAGCAGAAGCUGGAGGUGCUGUGCAGGGAGACAAAGCACCCCAAACUCCUGUGGAUACCCCCGACACAGCAGAUGCAAACGCUCCUACCGCUACGAAAGUGGCUCAAGUUGGCCCCGCAGCUACAACUGAGGUGGGCGCGAGCUCCGGUGCGAAUGAGGAGGCCGCGGGAGGAACUGAUGGGCAGGAGGAAGGAGUACAUGCACGGGACAGGGGAGUAAAUGCCACGGCACUCAGCAGCAGUCUCGGAAAUGUGUCGCAGGGGAAUAACAGCGAUGCCGGCACUGUGCGUGGGAGCGGACUGCUGCCAUCGCUGCUUCUUAUGUUGGGACUGUGGGUGUUUGCGGCUCUGUGA
Trypanosoma cruzi is the source of this 2847-nucleotide messenger RNA. RefSeq names its product trans-sialidase, putative. The record is from RefSeq and is a predicted model, not a curated record. The transcript has a single exon. Lineage: Eukaryota; Euglenozoa; Kinetoplastea; Trypanosomatida; Trypanosomatidae. Gene Ontology annotation, molecular function: exo-alpha-sialidase activity. Bases 1 to 2847 code for a protein of 948 amino acids.